Molecule: messenger RNA, 615 nt
Organism: Prorocentrum cordatum
Lineage: Eukaryota; Dinophyceae; Prorocentrales; Prorocentraceae
Source: the annotation of a GenBank genome assembly
AUGCAGGACCAGGCGCCCGUGGCCCCAGCACAGCUGGCGCUGCUGUGGACCGGCAGCUUCGGCAGGCUGCUGCGCGGGGCGUCGCCCCAGGAGGAGCAGGCCUGGGCACGGAGGCUCGCGGAGGCGGGAGCCGGCGACCUCCCCGCCGAACUCUGCGCGCGGGGCGAGCUGCCCCCAGCGCUGCCGCAGGCAAAGUUCCACGAGGUGCUGAGCCAGGUGGCCAAUGUCCAGGAGGACUGGGCGGCAGCGGUGCAGGUGCUGUGGCGAACAGGGCGCCGCCAGGCCACCGCCCGUGAGGUGAGCCUCCUGUGGACGGCCGCUCCCCACUUCUUCCAGGACGCCAGCGCCCCCAGCACCGCCUUGGGCCCGCCGGUGCACGAGUACUACCUGCCUGGCAUGGUGCACGCUUCUGGCACGCUCUGCCGCAGCCUGCAGCGCGCGCUUCUGUGCUGCAACUGCGAGGUGCCCGAGUCCCUCUCCCCUGCCGCGCUCGUCAGCUGCUGCGCCGACGCCCUGAACGAGAUGCGCAACGCCAAGCAGCUGGACGCGGUGUGCAUCGGCGGCGCCGCCAGCGAGAUCAUCCGACAGCUCGUGCGCGAGGAGAUGGCAGGCUGA